GGGCCCCAGCUGUACGCCCUCCCCUUCCACACCAUAGCCUUUGUCAUCCCCCCUCACCUUGGCUUCUUCCUUUGCUUGACCAGGGUCCACUUUCACUCCACUCCGACUCAGCACAGCUCAGUUCACGUCGUCGUGGUUCCAUUCUGCUGCUUCCUAUUCCUGCGUUCUUCCUAAAUACCCUCAUUCCCUGUUGCCCACUUGCCUUUGGUCUGGCGCUUCUUUCCUGCUCACCUGAUUUCCACCUUGCAACGUCCGUCUCUCGGUUGCCAUUAUGAUAUCCGGCGUCGCAGACUCGCCCCCCUCGACGCUCCUCGCCCUCCCAGCAAGAGUAGCCGCGUCAUACGGCUGGUCACCCCUCGUAUCCCUCGCGCGGUCCUCGGUCAAUUCCCUCUUCUCCCGUCUGCAAGUCGGACUGCUCACCAUCAAGGAUUCAGAUGGCACCACGUACCGCUUUGGUGAUCAAUCACUCGUGGCUGUAGCGCAGCAGCAGCAGCAACAGACGGCCCACUCGUCUUCCACUUCCACUGCCUCUUCCUCGUCGGCUUCUUCCUCUUCCCACUCUAGCGAAGGACCACUGAAUGAGGCCACCCCUAUCAAGGCCACCCUAGUGGUCAAGGAUGAUACCUUCUGGGUCAGGAUGUUCUUUGGCGCCGAUCUGGGCUUCUCCGAAGCAUUCAUGGCAGGAGAAGUGGAGACGCCUGACUUAGGAGAUUGCUUCAGCCUCUUCAUCCACAAUCGAGCUGCACUUUCAGAACUAGAUCUGGGAGUUGCCUCGCGAGUGACGGGUUAUAUCCAAGGCCAGCUCAACAAGCGGUAUGCCAACACGAAGGGCGGUAGCCUGAAGAAUAUUGGAGCCCAUUACGACAUUUCUAAUGCAAUGUACGAGCGCUUCCUGAGUAGGGACAUGACCUACAGCUGUGGAAUCUACCCCUCGCUAGAUGCAGACGUCGCUCCCCCCGUCCCGCUGGCAGCCGCCAACUCUCUCCGCAGUGCUGGGCCUACGAAGGCGAGGAGUUCGAAGGGCCCGCAGCUUCCCCGGGACUCAGGUCUGGGCUCGCCACAGUCAGACUCGUCUCAGCCAAUCGAUGAGCUGGAAGAAGCGCAGAUUACCAAGCUCAGGCUGCACAUCUCGCGCUGCCAGAUCUCCCCUGGUGAUCGAGUGCUCGAGAUCGGCACAGGGUGGGGAUCGCUAGCUAUGGAGACAUGCAACAUGGUCCCUGGCGUGACCGUGGACAGCCUUACCCUCUCCAAGGAGCAAAAAUCGCUCGCAGAAGCUCGCAUCAAGGAAGCAGGUCUCGAGCAACGGAUCCGCGUUCACUUGUUGGACUACAGGGAUAUGCCGAAAGAGUGGGAGGGAUCUUUCGAUCGAGUCGUCUCCAUCGAGAUGCUGGAGGCAGUCGGCAUCGAGUUCCUCUCGACGUACUUUGCCGCCAUCCACAAGGUGCUAAAGAUGGACACUGGCACAGCCGUCUUCCAGUGCAUCACCAUGCCCGAGAGCCGCUUCGAAGCCUACGUCAAGGGUGUAGACUUCAUCAAGAAGUACAUCUUCCCCGGAGGUGUCCUGCCCUCGGUCACUUCCCUCGUCACGGCCAUGACGGCUGGAUCAGAAGGGACUAUGAUCCUCCAGGCCGUCGACUCUAUCGGACCACACUAUGCUCGUACCCUCAGGGAGUGGAGACAACGCUUUGAAGCUUCAUUUGAUGGGGAGGAUGGCAUCAGGGAGGCUCUACUGAAGGAUCAUGCUACGAUCAGGAAUCUGCCAAAGGAGAAGAGGGAUAAGGAGGUGGAGGUGUUCAAGAGGAAGUGGCUUUACUACUUCACUUACUGCGAGAGGGGAUUCACGGAGAAUCAGAUUGGAGACCAUAUUCUCACCUUUGCAAGGGUAGGCGCUCCCAAGCAACCACUGUCUUUCGGAGCCUAGGUGGCGACUUAGCGCUUGUCAAUAGGCUCCCUGUCACCCUUCGCUCCUUUCUGCCCCCGUAGAUCUCCUCACCACUCUCUUCCUCUGCUCAGCUCAUGUUCAUCGUCGCAUCUCAAUAUGUCAAAAUUACGACCUGAGGCUGGCUAAUACAGAGUGUGAAAAAGUA
Molecule: messenger RNA, 2087 nt
Organism: Microstroma glucosiphilum
Lineage: Eukaryota; Fungi; Basidiomycota; Exobasidiomycetes; Microstromatales; Microstromataceae
Product: S-adenosyl-L-methionine-dependent methyltransferase
Exons: 4
Coding region: 272-1921 (549 amino acids)
Biological process (GO): lipid biosynthetic process
Source: RefSeq, a predicted model, not a curated record